Cladocopium goreaui is the source of this 1323-nucleotide messenger RNA. NCBI's taxonomy places the organism in Eukaryota, Dinophyceae, Suessiales, Symbiodiniaceae. The record is from the annotation of a GenBank genome assembly.
AUGGAUCCGAACGUUGUGGGUGAGUCACAAGUAGAUUUGCAGGCGUGGGUGUGCCAGCAGCAAGAAGGCCAGCAAAGCUCUUUGGCCUUAAUCCGACAAGAGAUGCUUGUUGGUACCAUUUGGGCCUCUGUCCAGCCGCUGACCUCACCCUCCCGUUCAACAGCCCAGUCACUGCCUGAACAUCUUCAGAUUGUCAGACAGGGUUCCUCGUACUCUGAAUCGCCUGGCUCUGCUGCCAACUUGCGGUCUCCUGCUGCCAGGCGUUUAGGGUGCUUGGCCUUUCCUUCACGGGCCGGGCAGAGGAGUCCCAUUCCUUGUGGAGGAUCUGCGCCGCGAGUCUCGAGUCCAAGUCCAGCGGUGAGGAGUUUGCUCGAGGAGCGAAGACCAGCUCCUUUGGGGCAAGCCGCCUUGACGCCGAGCGGACCACAGGCAAGUGGCACACCCUCCACGGGCACAAACCGCUUCAAGGCGGAUCUGGACAGCGCUAGACAUUCUCAAAUAUCAGGAGCCAGUCCGGCUUCUUGCUCCACUGCCCGGGCCAGCCCCAAUGCUCCACGUCCAGCCCGGUCAAGAUCAAGUCUUUCCGCUGGUUCCGAGAAGUCUCCAGGAUCCCGGCUGAACUUCACAGAGAAGGCGCAAAGAGAUUUGGUGGAAUUGAUGCGAAGCAAGGACAAGCUGAGAGCCUAUGCAGAACGACCCUUUAAAGUACCAGGUCGAAGCCUGUUGGCUGGGAACCGCCUUUGCUUCGAGGACUUCCAGCAUGCUCUCAAGGAGCUGCUCCAGGAGCUUCACAUCAGCGUGCCAGCAGACAAACAGAUGCAGGCCCUGUUCGACAAGCACCGGGGAAGCAACCCAGGCGUAAGUUCGGAAGACUUUGAAGCAUUACUUUUUCGCUUGUUGUGUUUUUUAAGAGCCUCGGAGGAAGUCCGUGUGAAUCCCGGAGCUGAGAUUCGCUCCUGCUCCGAGGAACGCGACAAGCGAUGGCGGCAGGAUUUCAUUCAGACAAAUUCGCAGAAGUUUCACGAAGUCUACGAGGUCCAGAAACAGCUGGGCAAAGGCUCUUUUGGUACCGUAUAUUUGGUCUCGCACAGGACACAGGUGGACCAAAACAAAGCCAAACGGGUUCGCGUUUGCAAGAUGAUCAGCAAGGCCAAGGCCAAAGAAGCGAUGACAUCGGAAGCCAAGGUACGGGAAGAGUUUGCAGUUCUCAAACAACUCGACCAUCCUCAUGUUCUCAGAAUAUUUGAGGACUUUGAGGAUGAGAAGUACUUCUACUUGGUGAUGGAGCAAUGCCGCGGUGGUGAUCUCGCAGAGUAUGUCUGA